UGAAGUCCGUCCAACCAGACAGGAUGCCCUCUUCACGCUGCUACGCUGCUCCAACACUCACACUCAAGGUGCUGAGUGUUCGGAUCUGCGUCCUGCUCUGCAGCAUGUUUCUGGCAGGUUGGCCCCUCUCCCUGGAGGCCGCCCAGCUCCGCUGUGGCUCAGAGCUCCUCAGUGACCUCCUAUUCGUCUGUGGGGAUCGUGGAAUCUACUUAGGUAAAGGUUCCUGGUCUGGGUAUGGCCCUCGGCCCAGGGGGAAGGGGAUAGUAGACCAGUGCUGCAGAUCCUCUGGCUGUGAACUCUACCAUCUGGAGAUGUAUUGUGCCAAACCAAAAGCCAAGCAGCUGAGUACAGUUUCCCCGACUACAGCUUCAACCAAAGCAACACACACCACCACCACCACAGUGGAAGACAUGUUUAAAGUUGUUUUCCGGAAGAGACUUUUUGAGACUCUGGGAGCUCCCAACAGCCCGAAGAGAGAAGCUCACACAAAGAAAGCUCUUUCAUCACUUCAGUUUAAAAGCAAACCUUCAUCGGGACGCAGGAGACCAAAGCUGCAGAACUCCACCAGCAGGCCUCCUUCCGUCUCAGGAAGUCCCACUUGAAGAGAUGCAUGAAGUUGACUUUUACCAGAUCCCAAAUCUUUAAGACACUUUACUAUAAAAGAUUUGAUAUCAGCUUUAAGAGAUGAUCUUACAAAGUAGGGACCACUGCAGUCAGAUUAGAACCUGGGAUCAGUUUGGAAUCAACAGAUCUAGAGGGAAACCAGACAAUGAUCUUCCCCCAGACCUGCAGUCACAGAGGUGUCAGCUCCUCAUUUACAAUCCAGGAGGUCCUGUGACACUGUAAUGUAGUUUUUCUGGUUCCACGACUCAGAUUUCCACACAGUACUUCCAGUACUUAUGAGGAGCUUUAUGGGUGUGACGUCUGAAGCUCUGAAGAUUCCUUCUAAGUCUAGCUUGGUUUCAAACACUCUUCACCUGUGUCAUUUGACCAGCUUAUGUCUGUCUGCUGUUUGCUCGGUAAGUUUGCACAUGUUGAGUUACCUGUCUAAGCCACUUUACUUCACAUUUUUGGUAUUUUUUUUUUGUCUCAUGUUUUUUCCGUUUGUGACACUGCUUAGAUGUUAGCUGGCUGUGUAACACAUAAGGCCUUUAUGAAUUAUUUAGCACUUUUUGGUUGAAUGGAAGCGUACUCUAUGCAAAGAAAGGUUUUUAUACUGACUGUUUUUACAUUUUGUUUUUU
This is a messenger RNA of Cyprinodon tularosa, 1242 nucleotides long. It is a transcript of the gene igf3, whose product is annotated as insulin-like growth factor 3. The transcript has 4 exons. Gene Ontology annotation, cellular component: extracellular region. Gene Ontology annotation, molecular function: hormone activity. The record is from RefSeq and is a predicted model, not a curated record. The coding region runs from base 24 to 602 and encodes 192 amino acids. Lineage: Eukaryota; Metazoa; Chordata; Actinopteri; Cyprinodontiformes; Cyprinodontidae.